AUGCCUUCAAGCACUAUUGCGCCGAAGUCUAAGCCUCUCCCUCAGGGAGUGUACAACCCUGUUGUUACGCUCUAUAAAGCCGGCGACCCUCUACAACCUGUCGACCAUGAUGCUAUGUACAAACAGUGUCAAGCGCUAGUACGCGCUGGAAUGCAUGGCCUCGUAUACUUGGGCACGAACGGCGAGCUCGCACUUCUUACGGCCGAUGAGCGCAAGGCGAUAAUCGAGACCGCAGUGCGCGCCGUAAAAGACCUCCAAAAGCCAGACUACCCGAUCGUCGCAGGGAUCUCAGCACAGUCGACCCGCGAGGCUAUUUUGAACGCAAAAGACGCCACGAGCGCCGGCGCCAGUUUUGCCCUACUUCUGCCCCCUAGUUAUUGGCCAAAGGCACUAUCCAACGAGGCGAUCCUGGGCUAUUACCGUGAUGUUGCAGACAGCUCUGAUAUCCCGAUUGUCAUCUACAACUUCCCUGGUGUAACAUCAGGGGUUGAUCUCGACUCCGACCAACUUACUGCAUUGGCAUCACACCCCAAUAUUGUGGCUGUCAAGUUAACCUGCGGAAACGUCGGAAAGUUGACGAGAUUAACAAGCAAGUUCAACCACGAGCAAUUCGGUGUCUUUGGUGGAAGCAGCGAUUACCUUCUACCUACGCUGCAAGCAGGAGGCAGUGGUUGCGUGACGGGAAUGGGGAACAUCUUUCCGGCCUCGACGUCUGGUGUAUUCGAUCUAUGGAAAGCUGGACAACUCGAAGCCGCACAGAAAUUGCAGUUCGACGUAGCUAAUGCAGAGUGGGCUUGUAAGAAAGGCAUUGCGCUCACCAAAUAUGGUGCUUGGUACUUCCUUGGCCGCGAUAUCGGCAUCGAUGAUGAGUCUUCAUGGAACAUGAGAAAGCCAUAUCUGCCACUGGGUGAUGCGACGAAGAAUUGGGCCCUGGAGACAUUAGGUGUGCUGGAAACAGCCGAAAAGCAGAAGCCUUGGCGCAAGUAG
This is a messenger RNA of Colletotrichum truncatum, 987 nucleotides long. Its product is annotated as dihydrodipicolinate synthase. The record is from RefSeq and is a predicted model, not a curated record. Lineage: Eukaryota; Fungi; Ascomycota; Sordariomycetes; Glomerellales; Glomerellaceae. Gene Ontology annotation, molecular function: 4-hydroxy-tetrahydrodipicolinate synthase activity.